Molecule: messenger RNA, 17644 nt
Organism: Pelobates cultripes (western spadefoot toad)
Lineage: Eukaryota; Metazoa; Chordata; Amphibia; Anura; Pelobatidae
Source: the annotation of a GenBank genome assembly
AUCGCUAGUUACUCCACGUGCUGCCAGUCUGGGUCACCUUUAACCAAGGUCCCAGCUAAGCCGCCGGCAGUGGGCGUGGCCGUGCGGUGACGUAACGGGCCGGGGGUGGAGCUGUCUCGUAGCGGAUCUGUACCCAGGAGGGAAGCCAUGUGGCCGGGUAUACGCCUGCUCCGCCGCCCGCUCAGCACCCUAUCAGCCCGGGGGCUCGUAUACGAGAAGCACGGGGAGCCCUUGCAGGUGCUGCGGUGAGACAUGGGAUCAUGGGAAAUUAAGCCGGAGCAUCCUAGGACAGCACAGCAUCAUGGGAGGAAGGGCAAAGGGAAGUGUGUGGCGCCUAGCAUCAUGGGAGGAGGGGCACAGCACCUUUCAAUAUAUAUGUAUAGCAUAGUAUGGUAGAGUGCCCGCGGCUGGGAAUGCUGUCGUGUCGCAGAGCCUUCUGGGAAUGGAAGAGUGGAAGCCAGUUGAGCGAGCAAUGCAUCAUGGGAACAUGUCAUGAGACACUCGUAACCUGUAAAGCAACCUGGGAAGAGAGAGCAGCCCUCAGCAAGAAUUAGCAAGGCAAACAUGCUAUUCUGUGCAAGGAGCUAAAUAUGGAGCAAUCGCCAUGGAAACCAAUAGGGCACUUUGUACCCUUAAAGCACCUGUUUGUCCAGAUAAAUCUCUCUCCUGAAAUGUCAUUUCCUGAAACAAUAGGAGUUAUUCAUUACACAGUGAAUGGAAGUUAUCCAUGCCUUGUGCUAUUUAUUCUUUAAAGGACCACUAUAGUGCCAGGAAAACAUACUCGUUUUCCUGGCAUGAUAGUGCCCUGAGGGUGCCCCCACCCUCAGGGUCCCCCUCCUGCCGGUCUCUGGGGGGAGAGGAAGGGGUUAAACUUACCUCUUUCUCCAGCACCGGGCGGGGAGCUCUCCGCCUCCUCUUCGGCUGAAUGCGCAUGCAGGGCAAGAGCUGCGCGCGCAUUCAGCCAGUCUCAUAGGAAAGCAUUUACAAUGCUUUCCUGUGGACGCUGGCGUCUUCUCACUGCGAAGAUCACAGUGAGAAGCACGCAAGCGGCUGUCAAGAGACAGCCACUAGAGGCUGGAUUAACCCUAACAUAAACAUAGCAGUUUCUCUGAAACUGCUAUGUUUAUAGAAAAAAGGGUUAACCCUAGCUGGACCUGGGCACCCAGACCACUUCAUUAAGCUGAAGUGGUCUGGGUGCCUAUAGUGAUUCUUUAAUGGUUUUAUAUUUGACAUGACAUACUUGGCUGCCCUGGUGCAGUCAAGAAGCCCCCACAGGCUGUACACACAGGUAUGGAAUGAGUGUUCAAUUUACCAUGCACUUGGGUGACCGGGCACCCAUAGCAUGAGCUUUGCUGGAGUGCUUGCAUAAGGGCUUAAAGCAGCCCUGUGAAUUCCCUCCUAUGCAAGAUGAGUAUUUCAUAAUUAGAAAAGCUUCUGGAAAUACGUUGACCAGUUAGAAUGUCACUGCAAUUACAACUCAUUCAAAUUAUACUGAGUAGCAUUCUGCAGUACUGGCCCAGGAAGCACCUCUAGCAGCCAUCUGAUGAGUGGACAGUGGAGUUAUCACUAGGCUGCAAUGUAAACACUGCAUUUCUCUGGAAAAUAAACAGUGUUUACAGCAAAAAGCCUGAAGUGAAUGAUCAUACUCACCAGAAUAAAUACAAUAAGCUGUAGUUGUUCUGGUGACUAUAGUGUCCCUUUUAAUGAAUACAUUUUAAUGUGUAGAUCAUGGCCCUGCAGUCUCAAUGUUCAAUUCUCUACCAUUUCGGAGUCAAAGGGACUCUAUAGGCACCCAGACCACUUCCGCUCAUUGAAGGGGUCUGGGUGCAGUGUACCUUUUGCACUUCGUGCUGCAAUGUAAAACAUUUCAGUUCCAGAGAAACUGCAAUGUUAACAUUGUAGCUCUAAGUCUGCCUCCAGUGGCUGUCUACCAGGACCUUUGGUCCGAUAUCAAACGCUGAACGUCUUGACGCUGUGCGUUAGGUCAUCCAGUGUCAGAUUUUAUUUUUUUUUCCUGUAGGAAAGCAUUGAUUCAAUGCUUUCGUAUGGGGAGGUCUAAUGCGUGCAUUAGCACCCGCUUGUCGUGGGUUAGUUAGGUUCAUUUUCGGUAAGUGUUUAGGAAGGCUGUGCAAAUCACAGGCAGGGAGGUGUGACUAGAGCUGUAUAAAUAGUGAUUUAACUCCAGAGAAUUUAGCAGUGAGACUGCAGGGGCAUGAUCUAUACAUCCAAAUUGCUUCAUUAACCCCUUCAUGACAUGUGUGACAUGUCAUGAUUCCCUUUUAUUCAAGAAGUUUGGUCCUUAAGGGGUUAAACUAAAGUUGUUUUGGCGCCUUUUGUGCCCCUUUAACAUUCAAAUAUCAAUCUAAAGAAAAAAGGCAAAAAUAAAAAUGUACUAACCACAGAUUACUCCGUUACUGAAGGUGUAACUGCAACUCCAGCAGGGUCAUUGGGUUGUCAUCAGCCAGCCCGGAACUAGAUUUCUGCUCAGGCAAAUGUAAUAUCUGUGCAACAAUAAUUUGUUGAGGAGUCAGCUUAGCCCAUGCAUUGCAUCAGUUACAUCUUCUGGGGCUCUUCAGAAGCACGUCACAAAGAAUGUCAAACCCAGGUAAAGGGGGCAAACCAUUGCUAAACCAUUUGCUCUAUUACUGAGUAACAGAGCCAGGGUACUCCAAGCAUCAUGACCAUGAUGCUAAGUUUCACAACAGUAACAGAAAUGUUGCAGUUUUCUGGAGUUGGAUCAUUUCUACAAUUUACAGGAAUUAAUUAAUGCUUUAAUUAGUUAAUGCUGUUGAAGUAUAAAAAAUACUAAAUGAAGAGGAUAUCAUUCCUGUCAGUUGCUGAGAUUUAAACCACAUUCUAUAUUUUAUUCAACUGCUUUAAACUUGAACAACCACUUUAGAACAUUUUAAACACCCCACCUAUAAAAACAUGUAACUUUUACACCUUUGUCCCUUUACAGAUUACAGAAUUUGGAAGUCCCAUCUCCUGGUGAUUAUGAUGUCAGAGUUAAAAUAUUGGCUGCCCCUAUUAACCCUUCAGAUAUUAACAUGGUGCAAGGUAAGGUUUCAGAUUACACUUUCAGUAUAAAUUCACCUUCCAUUAGGCAAACAAAAGCAGUUCUAUUUAAAUAUGCAUAGCAUUUUCAAACGUUUUGUUUAUACGUUACUUUAUUCCAAAGAAGAGAAUGUUUAAAUGUUUGUGUGGGUUUUUUUUGUGUGUGUGUGUGUGUGUGUGCUUGUUAAUAUACAUGGGUUACACAAAGGUCUUAGAACAAUGAAAAUCUUUACUAAGAUUGGCUUUAUUCACCAUCCCCAUGCAAAGUGUAUGUGAAGGGAGGCCAAACUGGUAAUCUGCCUAAGGCUGUGUGGUUAUUCUUCUCUGGGUGUCUACAUGACUGAGUGUGAAUUAUGCAGGCUUUGCCAAUUUCUCACCAGUCACUCACUGUGCUCUGAUGAGCAACCCGGGAGAAACGCGCGCGUCAGGGGUAUAGGACGCCUAGUCGGCAAUAUUCAUGCUCUUAACCAGCACUGCCGAUACUUUGCGAGUUAUCUUACUCUCUAUGGGCAUCCUGCGACCGAGUGAAAGUCCAUUAUUCACUAAUAUUACUAUCCAUUUAUUUUCUAUUAUCUUUGCUAUACUGCUGUUGUAUGGGGGGGACUAGUGUUAGAGCAGGCAUUUGAUAAGGGGUGCCCACGAAGGCACGUUAGUUUUAUCUGUUAAACCUAACCAUAGGCUCGUGCUACACUCUUUCCUCUCCUCCUACAGUUUUUUUGUUCCGAUAAUCUUGUAGGGACUUUAAGGUGACCAGGCGAUCUACAUAGAUCCUGCUUAAUAGAGGCAUUCCUUGUGCACUUGAUACAUUUUUUCACCACUUAGUCCUGAUUAUUCGGAUACAACAAUUAGUAUGGACUGAAUAUCUCGGUCUUCGUUUAUUUAUUAUUUUUAUUUAUUGACCACGUUUUGUUAUUGAAACUAUUUUUACCAAAUACUUAUUAAAAGUUAAGUUUUAUAUUUUCUCCACUUGUGACAACUGAUACUAUUAAUUUAGGAAUACACCUACUGGUAUAUAUAUUUUUUUUUUUUUCUAUUUCUUUUUUUCUAUUCUUGUUUAUAUAACAGUACAGUGUUCUUUGUGACUUAUUCAAUUUUCUGAUUUUAACAAUUGUAAAUUUACCAUUCCCUAUAUUCACUUAUAAGACCACAGAUAUGCUCAGAGUAAUCUGCUCUCCUCGUAUUUUCAGGAACCUAUGCUCUUUUGCCGGAAUUACCUGCUGUGGGAGGCAAUGAAGGCGUAGGUGUUGUUGCAGAAAUCGGAAAUCAUGUUACAUCUGUACGACCUGGUGACUGGGUGAUCCCAGUAGAUGCUGGCCUUGGUAAGAAUAGACCAAAAAGACACUAAACUAGCUACGCUAAUAAGAGAAUAAUACUUUCUUUCCUCUACAGCUUUCUAAUGUCAACUUUGCUUCUCUGUUUAAUCUCCUAUUUUAUUCAGGGUAGACUAGUUUUAGAGAAGAUAACUCUAUAUUCCUCUUAAAGGCACGAAAUUAUGUCGGAAACCCAUUACUGCCCUUUUCAUCACUUUGCUAGGGGCUUGCAUAGAUGCCGAUUUUUAGUAUGUGCUAGCCUGGAAUGGAUUUUCACACAUUAUCUUAGCUGCCUGAAAAGUAGAGAGCAUUAAUUAAACCACAUCAGAUCAAUGCUAGUACUAGACAUUUAAAGACACUCGUAACUUAUGGAGCAUCUGGAAAACCAUCUUUCGAUUGCUUUUUUAGCAGAGCUGCUAUUUCCUCUUCAUUGUUGGACUUUCAUAAAUGAAUAACAAACAAGUGUAAUCAUUCAACAAGUUUAUUAAAUAUUUUGUUGUGCCAGUACUAUCUGCACUUGCACUCAAUGAUCUCGUCCCCAAGAUUAAACAGAUCUUUUGCUGACAUAUCUACUGGAUAAUUUACUGGAUAAAUUACUGGUACUAUUUUAAUUACUUGGAGCAAUAUGAACACCUUGCUAGCAGCUGUGAAGUGAGACAUUUAAAAGUCACCACUGGUAUUGGUUCCAGUGUGGUUUAUUUUUCACUCCAUGUAGUUCAGAUGAGCUGUAAUAGUAACAAAACCUAUGAUGCAUCAAAUCUCAUUUGUAGCUAAAAAUGCAGUCAAGCAUGUUUCAUAGUAAAAAAAAAAAAAAUACAUUCUGGAGUAAAUUAUUGGCACCAAUACAACUUUAAUGCGUUUUGGCAAAUUUUUGCCUCAAUAAUACGCUGCGUUUUUGCUUGCAGAGGACAGAAAAAAGUAUAUAUUUUUUUUUUUUUUUUUUAUUAGCCUGCCUCCUUGGUUUUGCCCCCAAUUCGAGCAUUGUCUUCUUUAUCCCUGUAUGUAUGAAGCUCAGCCACCACCAGCAUUGAUUUCCCUCCCUUUUGUAUUUGAACCAAACCCUUUAGUUCCAAACAAUAUGUCCUGCAUUUCCUAGAAUGCCCAUGCCCCACUGUCAAACCAGCAAUAUAUUUGAAUGGGCUUAUAUAUGCUAUCAUGACCAUUGCAAUAUAUUUUGAAAUGUGUCGCUCUACUAAUAAUCACACACCUAGACAUCAGUAAAUGUCAGAAUCGUGAUGUGGAUGAUUUGUAACUAAUACAAGAAAAUUACUAUUGCUACUAUUCUUUCUCUGUGCUCUUUCUUUUUUUUUUCUUGUCUUUUAUCUGUUGUUAGGUCAAAUACCUAUGUGUCUAACUUGAACCAUAUGAAGAACAGAGCAAUGGUAAAACAAUGUCCCCAAAUACAAGGUCAGCAAGCCAACCCUGGAAAAAGCCAGUCGUGGGUAAAAUGCCAAGUCAAUGAAACUCCUUGUACUCCACAGACACACAAUCUUUAACACCAAACCUAUAUAUGAGGAGAAUCCUAUAUUCCCUCUCUAUGUGACCAACACAGCUGAUAUUUUAUGACUAGAAGAUUUUUAACAAGGCCUUGAGACCAUAUGAAAGCUUCCAUUCAUUCUCCAUCUGCACUAAUUCAAAGUACCCUUUCACCCUCUACUCCCCAUUGAGUGACUUCUUGGUAUGAUUCGAGUUGUAUAUUCAAAUUUCCACCUUGUAAGCAACAAGUUGAGUUUAUUGGACUUGUCUGUUAAUAAUUAACAGAUGUAUAUGCAGGAAUUCAUUUAAAUCACUGUGCGCCACUUUGUGUACCUUAAAUGUUAAACUGUAUGUAUCCCAUCACCAGGGAUGGGCUGACAGUAUUCUGGGCCCCUUGGCAAAAUUAGACUCUGGGCCCUCUCCAAGCCAUUACAUAAAGUCCAGCCAUAGAUUUACCUCUGUGUUAAAGGAACACUCCAAACACAUAGAGCACUUGAAGUGCUCCUCUACUGCUUGCCUGCCUACUCUGCGAGGGAGAGAGAGGCUGGCGUAAGACAUACCUCCGGUCCCACCCCUCCACACAGGCUGAGCUGCCAGCCAUAGGGACCCUCAAUGCUGAAUACCAAAUUGGGGAGUUCUGUAUACUUCCUAGCUAGUACAUUGCUUCUCAACAGUAUGCGGACUACCAGGAGCCUCUGUCCAUUUGUCUAUGACCAAACUGCCAGAGUGCUCCGUCCUCUCCUGUCCAUCACUUUAGGCUAUGCAUCAUUAUGAGCUUUUCAGAAUUAAAGUCAAUAGGGAUCUGACCCGAGAUACUAAAUUAUCUGGGCACUUUCAGCCAAGAAUGAACCAGUGUAAAUGUUUAUUUACACCUGGUAAUACCAUACACAGCCCUUUUUGUUAAAAUGAGAUACAAUUUAUGUAUUAGAAAUUUUAAAAAGUGAAAAAUGCUGAUUUAUUUAUUUUUUAUUAUGAAAAAGAAACAAAAUGGUUUGAAACAUUUUUCUCUACAAAUAAUGUAAAAAAUGUUUAAAGCGUUUCUGUAACCACCUCUACUGCCCGCUAUUGUGAUUUUUGAUAUUGGGAGUACCCUGGCAACAUUCCUCUGUAAUGGGGCAUACGGUUGCUUUUACCUGGGUCCUGCUGGAAGCUAAGCCUCCUUCGAUGGCAGCUGGAUGAUAUCCAGCUUUUGCAGAGCUGAAUGCAGAAGCCGGAUGCCAAUCCUGCUGCUCCUCAUUCUUAGGUUGCUAGCAUUAGCUGAGUGCUCUCAGCCCAUGAAUGAGUGUCUUUGCACAGAGCUCUUAUGCUGGGCUGGCUAACGUUGCUGCCAGAGAGGGGAGUUACACCUACUGUAGCUAGCCCAGAUUUAUUUACAUCUAAGAGCAAGAUCCUAGUCCAUGUAAAGUAUAACCUUACAUGCAAAACAACUUACCUCAGGGCAAUCAAAAACUUUCAGUAUUUGAUUAUGCUCAAGAAGUAAGACACGCUUUAAAUAUUUUCAUGCAGGACAUUUUAACAUUUUAUACUGUGGCUGAAAUCUGAGAGAAUCUUGGUCAUUUAAAUCGUGUAACUGCAAGGUCUGUUCUGUAUGCUGACACUCAUUAGAGGUUCUCUGGGGUUUAGGAAACUUGACAAAACCAUCAUGACUGUAGGCUUUUUUUUUUAUUUUUUUAUUUUUUUAAAGACUAUCUUUAUUUUUGUUUUCAACAGUUAAGUAUGAAAAAAGCUCACAAUAAGUAGAUUCACAACAGUAUUUCAAUGGUAACAUGUUUAUAAUUAACAGCCGUGUAGUGGGCCCACUAUCUAGCCUAUGGUUUGUUAUAGUGGUGCAGAGAUCGUCUCGAUGUUGCAAAUUGAUGUCGGUGACGUAUCACCAUGGUAGGGAAUUCCUGUUGCGUCAUGUAGUUGGGUGGGGAGGCGGGUAUCUCCCGGAAACUCAUAGCUCCAGGUAUGUUGGGGGAGUCAGGUGUGAUCCGCAUCCCGCCCCAACCAUCCCCACCCCACCCCGCCCGAGCCAGGUAAGCCCGCGUACCGCUAUUGGACGGUGAUGACUCAGUGGCCUUGCCCGCUAAAUCUGCUCGUGCGUCUACUCCAGAGGCACUGUCUCAAUUUUGGGUGCUGAAUAGGGUAACAUAGCCAUGGGGAAAACCGUGGCGCGUAUGAGGGUCCGACCUCCCACCUCAAUACCUGAGCGUAAGUCACUCGGCCCCGGCCCGAGGCCAUCUCGGGGGUUUCAUGUGUAGAGCAGGCACGUCCAGUUAGCGGGUCAGUCUUAGGGUGUGUCAGGUUGUUCGUACGUGGGUCUCGCUUCUGUCACGCUGUUUGUCGUGGUUGUGUGUGCUAGUAGAGUGAUGUGGUCGCCAGUCAUUGUUCCUUAGUCCAGUCAGAGAGGCUCAGGCACAGGAGCGGAAGGGAGAGCGUGUAUGGAAGGAUGAAAGAGAAGAAUUGGAGAGAGAAACCAGAAUAAAAAAGGGGGGGGGGGGGAAGGGGACACGUAUCUCUUAAGCCGCCACUCUUAGCCUCAUAGUGUCCCGCAUCAGGAUAGACCCGUCGGGCCCACGCACCCCUACCCAUGUCCCAGCCAUCACCAGCACGUGAGUGGCCAGAUCAGCUGACCCGGCCCUUUUUUUGGCCUUUACUCCUCUCCUCUGGUGAUGACUGUAGGCUUAAUUCCACACAAGGUCAGCCAAAAACAGUUUUUCCAAGGAUUAAAUAUUUUUUUUGUUUUCUUUUUUUACACAAAUACACAAAAUCUGGUUCUCUUCCAAUAAUGUGUUGAUUCUUAUAAUUAAUAUAAAGUAGGUUAGUUUUAGUUUCACCAUACUAACUUCUAAUGAUCUCUGAGGAUGCAUGAGAGCUUAGGUCUCAUUGCCCACAACACUUAUCUUCCAGGUUUUCUUAAAGCGGCACUGUCAUGCCGAACAUACCUUUUUUAUUUAAUCAAUUCCUCUUCUCUCCCUCUGUCAGGAUCUGUUAAUUUCUUCCUGUCUGCUCUAGUUUUCUUUAAAACAUAAGACAAAGUAGGGGCUACUCUGUCUUAUGGAGGUUUCCUACGCAUGACCAGCGGAGUAGCAAAGUGUGCUUCAUUUCCAGUGGUCAGAGCAAGUUUCCCACAAUUCUCACCUUUGAUCCGUGAUCUUGCGAUGCUUCCUGUCAGUAUUCCCGAACGUCCUGUUACUUAGACAGAACACAUGCAAAACUACUGAAUUUCAUCCUAACAGAAUGGGAACAGUUUCUUCAUUGGUGUUAGGACGCAUUUCGGGACUUUGUUCAAAUGAAUGAAACUCUGAUCCUAUUCGUGCCACUGAUGAAUCUUGCAUCCGCUUAGUAGAUAACUCCCUAAUUCUCACGGUAUCAGGGAGCUAUCUACCAAAAGGUUACAAAAGAUUACUUCGUAUUAGUAAAUAAUCGGCCUCUACUCGCUAUAUCGCGAGUAAGGCAUGUCUACCAAACAGUGAGCAGCCUGUGGCUGCUCACUGUUAAAAAAAAAUAAAUAAAAUAAAUAAAAGGCCCCUAGUGUCCCCACUCCUGAGCCACCAUCCGUGCCGAGCGAGUGGGGGCUCUUAAACUGAAUAGGGCACCUAUUGGCCCCCACCCGCGGCUCAUGGGUGAGGUCCGGGGGGGGACAACAAUAGGUCCCGUCCCCCCCUAGUUAUUUAGGACCCCCACCCAGGGGAGACGAGGGCGCAAUAGGUCCACCGUUCAGUUUAAGAGCCCCCAUUUGCGCGGCUUGGGAGGGGGGACACCAGGGAUUUGUUUGGUUUUUUUUUAACACCGUGAGCAGCCACUGGCUGCUCACUGUUUACUGGACAUGCCCGUUACUCGCAAUAUAGCGAGUAGGGGCAGAAUUUAUUAACACUAAGUAAUCUUUACUUAGUAUUGGUAAAUUUGGCUGAAAGAACAAUUUAGGUCUUUCAGCCUUUUGGUAGAUAGCUCCCUGAAAACGUGGGAAUUAUGAAAUUCCGAUCCGAACAAAGUCCUGAAUUGCGUCCUAACACGAAUGAAGAAACUGUUCUCAUUUGGUUAGGAUGAAAUGGUUUCGCUAGCGUUCUGUCUAAGUGACAGGACGUUCGGGAAUACUGACAGGAAGCAUCGCGAGAUUACGGGUCAAAGGUGAGAAUUGCAGGAAAAUUGCUCUGACCACCGGAAAUGAAGCGCACUUUGUUCCUCCACUGAUCAGGCGUAGGAAACCUCCAUAAGACAAAGUAGUCCCUACUUUGUCCUAUGUUUUAAAGAAAACUAGAGCAGACAGGAAAAAAUGAAGAACAGAUCCUGACCGAGGGAGAAAAGAGGAAUCGAUUAAAGAAAGGUACGUUCCUCCUCAACUUUGAGCUCUCACAUUUUACAUACUAUUGUAACGUCUGUUUUUUGCAUGUAUAAUCCUUCAUUUACACCAGAACUUCCUUCUACCACUGCUAGAUUUUUUUUUUCCUUUCCCUUCAUCCUCUCAUUUUUCUUUUAAUCCCAUUUAUUAGUUCAUUUUCAUUAUUAUUGACAUUAUUUAUUUUUUCCAGGUACAUGGCGCACAGAAGGAUUGUACAAUGAGUCAUCCCUUGUUCGGGUCCCCAGUGACAUACCUGUGGUGGGAGCAGCAACUCUGAGUGUCAAUCCAUGUACUGCAUAUAGGUUACUGUCUGAUUAUGAGACCCUUCGACCAGGUGAAGGAAAAUGAAGUGAGAAUGUACAAGGAAGCAAAAAACGUAUAGAAUUAUUUACAACAAGCAGUUUGAGCUUUGAAAGCAAGGGAAAUAAAAGGGAACUCUGGGUUUUAUUAAGUUUGGAAUGUGUUUCCAUAUUUAAAGAUUUCUGAAUAGAUCACAAUUUCGCAGUUUUGUUUGGGUAUUUACAGCCAGUUGGGAUUGCAAAAAAUUGGAACAGGUAUAGGUGUGUGUUUUAUAUACAGGUAUCCAAACACUCAUUGAUGUGCAUUGUUUGACCACAUUAGGAUUAGGUUAGUGCCAGAUUUAGUAAAGCCAAAUUUAAUUUGGUGCCCAAACUUAAAGGGACACUAUAGUCACCAGAACAACUACAGCUUAUUCAAUUUGUUCUGGUGAGCAGAAUCAUUAUUUUCAGGCUUUUUGCUGUAAACACUGUAUUUUCAGAGAAAAUGCAGUGUUUACAUUACAGCCUAGUGAUAACUUCACUGGCCACUCCUCUGAUAGCUGUUAUAGAUCCUUCCUGGGUCAUGGCUGCCUAAAAUGCAACCAAACGUUCAGUAUCUCCUCCCUCUGCAUGCAGACACUGAACUUUCCUCAUAGAGAUUCAUUGAUUCAAUUCAUCUCUAUGAGGAUUGAAUCAUGCUGGCUCUGCCCCUGAUCUGCCUCCUUGUCAGUCUCAGCCAAUCCUAUGAGGUAGCACUGUGAUUGGAUCAGGCUUCCUCUUCUGAUGAUGUCAGCAGACUGCUUGUUUUAUUUUUUGAGGCAAACAGCAUGCAGAUCUACAGCUUCUGGCUUGAAUACAGUAAGAUUUUGCUAUAUUUAUGGAGGCAUGAGGGGCCCAGGGGGGCUAGAUGGUGGUUUUAACACUAUAAGGGCAAGAAUACAUGCUUGUGUUCCUGACCCUAUAUUGAUCCUUUAAACUUUAAUUGUGAACAAAUGUGGCUUCAUAGCCAUACUUCUGUUUCUUAAUCCUUAAGCCUGGUAUUAAGUCUAAUGAUCUAUACCUAAACCUAUACGUCUAAAUUUGCAUAUGCGGUGAUCUCACAAUGUUAUUUCACAGGCUUGCAGAAGGAAAUGUCAUGAGUUGAUGAAAAAAAAAAUUGUGUUAAAUAAUUUUAAGAAAGCAGUGUAUUUUUUUCUAUAUUGGUCUCAUACAGCACAAUUCAAGACAUGAGGAAAAACAUUGUCUAAUAACUUUUUCAAGAGACUAACAAAAUUUAAUUAAAUUUAUUAAAAUGCACCCAAUGAGUUAAACAUAUGCAAAUCCUUGCAUGUAUAACAAAAGUAGAAAUAAGAGGGAAAUUCAGCUUCUUUGUAAGCUUUGGUCAAGUAACACAGAUAAUAGGCACAGUAAAUAAUACAUCCCCUGUCUGCCCCUAUAGAUAUCACUCUUUGUACAAUAGUGUAUUCUGCCCGCUUCAGCAGCUUGCUUCUGGAAUACAGAUUAAGGAAAGGUGUGCACACACAAAAAUACAACUAUACAUUUUACAAGACACGAGAGUAAAGCAGUGAUUUAGGCUCCUGGCGCUGAAGCACCAGUUGUUGAAAUGGAGCAGUGCGAGAAAGAUGGCACCCGCGAGGGACAGGCAUAUGUAAUAAUUUAUUUACAUAGCGCCAACAAGUUCCGCAGCGCUGUACAAUGUAAUCUCACCUUUACCUGCCAACGAGAAACCAGUGGUGAUGUCCCCAUUGGGGACCUUGCAAAUUCUGCAAAGUUUCAAGACUGUGACAGUGCCACUUUAAGAAUUAUCUUAACAUCAUGAGAAAGACAUUGGUGGGCAGUUUCAUGCCUUCCUGUUUAGAACUCUACACCAGAUCCAUCGAUUAUUGGAGGAAUGCAAUCUACCAGACAAACAAAUCUAUGCAGAAGUUGUAGGCCUUUAAUUCAUUUUCCUCCCCAAUCCCUCAGUAUGAAUAUCUCUUCAGUUUAGGGCUAAAUUAGGUCUGUUCACGGUUUGAUGUUCUUAAUUCAGAAUAUAGUUACUUGAUGGGGUACUUGUUGGAAGGGUCCUUUGAAAUUAACCCAUACAUUUUUGUUUCCCAUAGGUGACUCUAUAAUACAAAAUGCCAGCAACAGCAGUGUGGGCCAAGUUGUUAUACAAAUUGCAGCAUCACUUGGUAUUACUACCAUUAAUGUUGUACGAGAUCGGUAGGUGUAUAAAUAGUCAUUUGGUUUAUGUGAGCAUUACAAGUUUGUAACACAGCAUGCUAUGUGAUAAUAUAUGCAUUACCUGUUGAAUCCCGAAAAUUGGUGAACAUAAUCAUGCAAGACCUUCAGAAAGAAAAUGGUUGCACCUAGUUAAUGGUGAACUUUUACAAGUUUGGUUCACCUGAAUAAUUUUUUUCUGGUAAUUUUAAAAUUAAAAAAAAAAAAAAAAGGAUAAUGAAUCCUGUUGAUAACCUCAUAUAGGAACAGGAAUAAUAACUGGGAUCCCAUAAAAGUGCCAAUCUGUUUGAUAGUAUAAUACAGCAAAUGAUGUUUGACAUCAUGGAUAGUAUUGUGGGAAAAUAAAUGUUGCAGACUGAAGCUGUGACUGUAGAAAUAUUUAUCAAGUUGUAUGGAAGCACUUGUAACAGGACUGCUGUGAUACAUCUAUCUGUCUGCAGGUCGGAUCUCAGUAGUCUGGUACAGAGGCUCCAUGACCUAGGAGCAGAUCAUGUCAUCACAGAAGAUGUCCUUCGCAAGCCAGAGAUGAAAGAGUUGUUCAAGGUAUUUAAAAAAAAAAAAAAAUCCUCAUUUUUACCAAGUAUUUAUACCCUUGUACAAAUACUCCCUGAAAAGUGUUUUUUUUUUUGUUUUUUUUUUUUCUUUCUAAAAUCUCCACUUGUUUGCAGAAAUGUCCCCGUCCAAAGCUAGCUUUAAACUGUGUUGGUGGGAAAAGCACAACUGAGAUGUUGCGCCAUUUGGAGUAAGUAUUUUUAGGUAGUGAUUCAAAGACUGAUUACUGAAUUAUGAAAUAAUUGUGCUCUGGUAAAGGUUAUUUAUUUUAGUACAUUCCUGAAUGUGCCAUCAGUUAAUCAACUGAGUGCUCCAUAACAUGGAGGACUUAGUGUCAAUAAAGUACCUUUCCCUAAUGUUAAAUAAUACAUACUAUGGGACCUGUUCCCUAAACAUUGUAGAAGGAUAACUGGUGGGGGAAGCUUAGGAUGCAUAUAACAUGCAGUGAGAGCACUUUUAGAAUGGCACUGCUUUAUAAAUGUCUGGCACAGGAUGCAAGAAAUGAAUCCAGUUUUGUAGUCUUAAUACAAUUUCAAGAGUUUUUAAACCAGAAUGCAAUCCAGUAGCUUGGUACCAAGGGCCUAAUUUGUAUCUUCUUGCCAGUUCUUGGCUAUACAAUUUGAAGUACACAAUUUCAUUCCGUGUAUUUGAAUUCUCAGCCAAAAUAAAAAUAGUUACCAAAUUCACAUUUUUAUUUUAUUUUUUGCAAUGAGCUUUGAACAGUGCUUUCAAUGCAGUGUGCCUAAAUUGUAGAGGUUUAUGAACGAAGUACCCAAUUGCAGUGAAUUGAAAAUGAAUUGCAAAAUAAAGUGAAUUAUUACGAAUUAGCACAUAUUGCAGUUUUGUUUUUGACUCCCUGUUUACUGGAUAUAUUUAUAACUUUGUUGCAAUGGUAAAAUUGUAAUAAUGGCAAUUGAGCUCUUGCUUAUUAUGUGUUAUUGUCCUCUAGCUAUGGUGGCACUAUGGUGACAUAUGGUGGGAUGGCUAAACAACCAGUGACUAUACCUGUGGUAAGUUAUGUGUUGGGUUUUUUGGCGUAUUUUUUUAAUUGUGUGUAAAACCAGUUCAUUGGCUUUCAGUUCAGAUUCAGAGGCUGGUUUAAUGUUGUACGAUUAAGUGCACGAUCGAUGGGUUCCUUGCCUCUGAUAUAUAAAUUGACAGUUUGAGGACCAGAGGACAUCCCCAUGACCGACUCCCACACCUCUUGCAGAGAUUUGUGGAAAAACUGCUGGCAUCUAAAUAAGCCAAGAUCAUUACCCCGGACGCUAUCUUUAGGGUCCAAAAGCCACAGAGGGCACCGGAGUCAGCCCCCAGGGACCUGGUGGUGAGGUUCCGUGGCUCUGCGGAGAAGACUGCAGUGCUGGUGGCACUUAAAGGGUCCAACACCUACGAAUUUGAGAACAUGCGGUUCUCCUUCUCUGACCUGUCAGGGGACACUCUACAAUGGCGGAGGUCCCUCCGGUCGUUCACGACAGUGCUCCAGCAACACAAGGUUGGAUAUCGCUGGCGCUUGCCUUAGGCUCUUCAUGUCCUACAAGAUGACACAGUGCACACCGUCUCAGGUCUGCAGGGAGCAACUGCGCUGCUGAGCACAUUCAACUUGCCAUGGGACUCAUUACAGGUACUGGGCCCUUCGGAACCGACCACAGCGAUGAACAGAUGUGGCCCAGCCCAGGCACUCUUUCCUUCCCACUUCCAAAAUCGCACCAGAAGUGCACCAAACCAUGAAACAGGCAGGAGGUGCAUUUCUAGUUAAUAUAAGGCCUGUUACCCUGCAGCCCAUCGAUAACACAUGGUGAGCCACCCUGGAACAAUAGGCUAUUAGUUCACCACGCGAAGGCCACUAAAUCCUUUCGGUGAAAUCCCACAUGGAGUAUGCACCCUAGACCCGUUACCUACUCGCUUUCCCCAUUAGUACUUGCUGGUCCAUGUAGCUCCCUAUUGUGCCCUGGACCCACAAUCAAUACAGCGCAAGCGAUGACAUUUGAACCAUCUAGAUAACAUAGCUAGGCCCCACACGACCAGACUCAGAAGGGAAACACCCGUAUAGCACACUAGACACUCAAAAAUUAAAAACCCUCAUUUCCCUAGCCGAGCCAAAACGAGAUUCACUAAUAUGUACUAAUGUUUGACCAUAGUGACGAUUGUUAUAUAUGUUAUGUCAUAUAUAUAUAUAUUAUAUGCUUUUUCUUCUUCUUCUCUCAUGCUGGAGAUCUGAUUACAAAUGAAGAAUUUAAAAAGAAAACAAAACGCAUUAUUUAUAGUAUAUAUUUCUUGGUUUUAACUUUGGCUACGUUUGAUUAUUCUACAUUUUGUACUCCUUUGACUCUGCUUUGUACUCUCGCUGUUCCUGACUUCUGGCUCCCCUGACCUCUGCUUGUUCCUUAUUACUCUCUGUACUUGUGACGUUAGCCCGGCCACUCUAAGGUCUGGUACACAUUACUAUUCUACUACACUCUGUGUGUUUGAUCCCUAUAUAUUCCUGACAUUAUAGUGACAUCUGACCUUUAUUCCAGUCUGCUGGUGCUGCUUCAACCCCUGAUCUGCCUCCUUGGCUGACCUCAUCAGAAGUAAUAAUCUAAAAUUGUCAAGUCUGAGGAGGCAGGCUGCAGGCAGAGCCAAACACCACCCUGGCCAAUCAGCACCUCCUCAUUGAGAUGCAUUGAAUUUAUGCAUCUCUAUGCAGAGGGUGGAAUCACUGAAUGUCAGUGCUGUGCAGAACUGUCCCAGGAAGCCCCCUAGUAGCAAAGCGACCAAAAUCUGUCCCUGGGCACUUGCUUUCUAGCAUAUAAUGUGCUUUUGUGAAACUGUUUCUUCUUUCUAUUAGUGGAAUUUGUCAAACCCUUUUUAUGAUCUCUAUGGAAACUCCCCCAGGACGAGAUUAGUCUUGUGUGUCUCCAUUUUAACACUUGCCAUCACAGGUUUUGAAAGGAGGAGGAACUGUGACCUUCCCGAGAAUGCAACAUGGUUCAGAUUAAGUGCUCUGGGAAUGUUUAACCUUGCAAUCCAACCUGAAAAUCCUAGCUCAUUCCAACCCAGGAUGAUCCAGGGAGGGCACAUGCACUUUUUUAGUCUAUUAGCCAAAAGUCUAGCAAAAACCCUGACUAGAAUAUUGUUUUAUUUUUUUUAAAUGUUUUUACACUAGGAGUACAAUAACUCACUAAAAAGAUGGAAUCUUAUUUUAAAGACAUGACUAGUAUUGUCUUUAAUUAUCAUAAUUUAUUACCAAGCAGUUUGCCACAUUAUGUAUCUGGAAUCCUUUUUUGCAAGCCAGCCCUUGAAGUGUUUCGCCUCUAGAAUAUUCCUUUUUGAUUUCCCUUUUUUUUUUUUCUCCCUCCUUGAAUUUCCCUUCUCAUAUUAGCCAAAAUAUAAAAAAAAAAAAAACCAGAAAUCCCUAUUCCUGAUCAAAGUUAUCAAAGUAAGUUCUUUCACACAUCCUGGUUUUAAAUGUUGUUGUUUUUUCAUAUUUAUUCUUAAAUUUUUGGUUUGUUUCAGAGUGCACUCAUAUUUAAGAAUGUGAAGUUGUGUGGAUUCUGGGUGACUCAGUGGAAGAGAGAUAGAGCUCACAGUGAGUAUAUGUAACACCACUUUUUUUUUGUUUUUGUUUUAAUAAUCAUUCCUAUUUUUGCACUCUUGCUCGCCGCCACUUUUGCCUUUUCGUAAUUGUAAAUCAGUCUGUUUUAUUUGAUCAUAACUUAAAUUGCCUGUUUUUCAAUUUACAAAUAUACCUUGUGUCUUGUAGACCGAGAGGAAGUUACAAAAAUGAUAAGAGACCUCUCCGAUUUAAUUCGUCGGGGGAAGCUUGUUACUCCUCCAUCAACAGAAUGGCCAUUGCAAGAUUUCGCAAAGGCUAUGCGUGAUGCUCAGACCCCAUUCCUGUCCCGUAAACAAAUCCUUAUAAUGUGAACAAGCGCUAUGAAAUCCAUCUCAGGAUUUUACUUCUGCCAUUUUGAUGCUAUAUCUAACUUCCAAGCUGUAGUACCUACAGUGUGUUUCCCUAUAUAUAACUGUGUGUAUGUAUAAUACUUAGUAUUGUUUUAAAAUAUAUGAGAAUGGCAAUACUUUUGCACUGUGUGAGAUUAUAUACAUGUAAAAUGUAUAUGUAAUUCCAUAUGCAAAAUAUUUGUGUGCAGUUAUACAUCCAGACAUUUAUGUAUAUGGUUUUAAAUUUAAUUAAAUGUGUAUACAGAUAUCUAUUUAUAGAUGUAUAUUUUGUCAGCAAAAAAAGGCUAUGAAUUGCAUCCGUUUGAUAAACGUAUAUAAAAUGAUGGGAUGUUAUCAGUAGUGUAUAUCAAUUGGCCAACAGACAAGAUUGGCCAAUGAUAAUGUCAAGAUUUAUUAUCCGGCAUUACAAUGUAAGAUGUGAAUUUAAUUUCUCUUUGUUUCUUGGAGAUUAAAGAAUAAGCACACCUGAUCAUGUGGUUAUU